Molecule: messenger RNA, 1801 nt
Organism: Columba livia (rock pigeon)
Lineage: Eukaryota; Metazoa; Chordata; Aves; Columbiformes; Columbidae
Gene: HSBP1
Product: heat shock factor binding protein 1
Exons: 4
Coding region: 147-377 (76 amino acids)
Biological process (GO): cellular heat acclimation
Cellular component (GO): cytosol; nucleus
Molecular function (GO): transcription corepressor activity
Source: RefSeq, a predicted model, not a curated record
CUCCCCGCCCGCGCCCCCAGACCGGACUACACUUCCCGCAAUGCCCCUCGCGUUGGUAUCUUCUCGCGAGAGGCGGCGGAGGCGGAAGUGCCGAGGCGUGCGCCGGAAGUGCCGCUGCCCUGGCGACGAGACCCGCCGAACCGACCAUGGCCGAGACCGACCCCAAGACCGUGCAGGAUCUCACCGCCGUGGUGCAGACAUUGCUCCAGCAAAUGCAGGACAAGUUUCAAACCAUGUCUGACCAAAUAAUUGGAAGAAUUGACGACAUGAGCUGUCGCAUAGAUGACCUGGAGAAGAACAUAGCAGACCUCAUGACACAAGCAGGAGUGGAAGAGUUGGAAGGCGAGAACAAGACCCCGGCUGCUAACAAGAGUUAAAGUUGCCAGUAACUUAAGAUGGAUCCUGGAAGACAACUUCCUAUUUUUUUUUUUCUACCAGCCCUUGGAAUUACAGAACAGCUUUUUGCAACUACUGUGUGUAAAAGCAUUUUUAUAUUGUUACGGAGCUUGCAUUCCUAAUGUAUAUUGUAUAGUUAGGGAUAGGUUAGUUUAUAUUUUGAUUUGUGUACUGUAAUUUCACUUUUUGAAUUCUUGUUACGAGGAUCAAUUAGUCGUGUUAUUAAAACACAGUUCUUAUGGAUCUCAACUACUGGGUGUAUUUUUUUUUUUGUGAAGUCGUUCUUUUCUCUUUCUUAUACUUUUUCUAGACAUUUCAUUUUUGAUAGAUAAACAUCUAGUGACUCCCAUCAAAUGGAAAUCUUAACUUGUCCUACGUAACUUUGUGGUUGAAGCACAAGAUUAAAAUUCAGCAUUAAUCUUAGCUCUAAGCAUCAGUCACUCAGCCACUUGAAGACUACAUGUUGUUUUAUUAUAAAUGUGAUAAGGUGAUUUUGGAAACAUAAGACAGCAUCAAAAUCAUAUCUCAUACUCCUGGUAUUACCUCACCUGUGUGUUCCUAGAACGUGAACCAGAAAUAAAGAUUUAAUGUUAGAGACACCCAUACACAGCUGAGCAAACACUGCCAUUCAAAUCUGUUCUAUUUAGACAGACAAGGAACUGUUAACUAUGAAAAAAUCUCACUGUGCAAUUUGCGUUUUUUAAUACUGUAGAACUCUACUUUGAAAGUGCCAGUGUGUCAUUUAGCAUCACCUUUGAACAAUAAUUGUGGUAAAAUAGUGAUACUGGACUGAAUGGGGAGUGUUUGUCUGUGGUCUUUCAGUUCAAAUGACUGGCUUGUUCUAAGCAGUUUGCUGACGAACCAAUGAUAUACUGAGUAACAAAAAAAGGAGAGAAUCCAGUAAGAAUUGUAAAGCUUUGCUUCUGUUUGAGUAACAACCAGCCAGAACUCUUCAAAGGAUUUGAUUUAGAAAGGUGUUUGUUUUUAUUUUCAUAUCCACGUUUAUGGACCUGGAGUUUAAUGGAUUAUGUUAGAGUAUUUUGGCAAUGAAAAGUGUAUUUAGAGUAUGUACUAUAUGUGAAGAAAAAUGACCGAUGUCGGAUAUUACUGACAAUCAUUGUGAUGCUCCUCCAGCUUGAAAUGUAAAUUUAAGCAAGCGCCUGUGGCAGUCGGCAGUGACGUGAGGACCACGCUUCAGACUGCGCUUUGAACGCCGCCAGAUCAGCACCUGUGCCUUAUAAAGGCAACAUGACAGGUCAUUUUUCAAAAGUGAGGGGAAAUGGUAAGAAAAGCUCAGAAUAAGAGAAAUUUUUGUGAACACAGGAAAUGUAUCGAUAUAUGUUGUAUUACCAGCCUUAGGCUCUUUGUAACGUCAUUUAAAAAAAAAUAAACUAUUACGUGGUAA